GGAGCCGACCCCAGCCUGGCAUCUGUAGCCUGAGUGUCGCUGAGAGACAAUGGGGCCAGCAGCUGGGGCUGCUGAGAGCCAAGUGCCGCUGCAGGGGAGAGCUAAUAGCGAUGGACACCAGAAGACUGGCGCGGAGCCAGAACCUCGUCGUAACUGCACAAGACGCACAGUCGCCCUCACAGUCAUCCUCGCAAUUGUGUCCUCAGCUUUUAUCAUCGCUACUGUCCUGGCAGUGCAGAGAUAUAAGCUUCCUUCAGCUGAUCUGAGCCCCCCUGCUGUGAUCUGCUGCCCGGAUGACUGGGUUGGUUACCGAGGGAAAUGCUACUAUUUCUCAGAGACUGAAGGGAACUGGAACUACAGCCUGACGAACUGCUCUGCACUCAGCGCCUCCCUGGCCGGGAUCGACAGUGAGCAGGACAUGGCUUUCUUGCUGCGCUAUAAAGGCAAACCCGACCACUGGAUCGGCCUCUGGAGGGACCUGGGGCAGCCCUGGAAAUGGGCCAAUGGCACCGAAUUCAACAAUACGUUUGUGAUAAGAGGAGGAGGAGACUGUGCGUAUCUGAAUGAUGAGAAAGGGGUCAGCAGCUCACGGUGCACCAAUGAGAGACACUGGAUCUGCACCAAACCCGAUGUGUUUACACAGGCAAAGGAGGAUGAGGUGGAAGGGGCUGAUAACAAGAGUGUUGUGGAAAUUAGCCCUGGAAAAGCCUGACUGUGAUCUCUGUGACCAUCACAUCGGACCAAUUCCGGAAUAUCAGGGAAUGCUCUGAGCAUCACUGGGCAGAGCACUGUUGAUUUUGGUGAAACACAGAAACACUAUCUGCACCUCCUUGUUCCCUCACCAAUGUUCCCUCUAAUUUUUUACACCCAUGUGUGGAAUGAAUUUUGUUAUGUGCACCACUAUGGAGGUGAUGUAUGGCAGGGGUGAGGUGGAGGGGUUCGGAGUGUGGGAGGGGGCUAAAGGCUGGGGCAGAGGGUUGGGGUGAGGAUGCUGGGGUGGGGCUGGGAUGAGGGGUUUGGGGUGCAGGCUGCCAUGGGGCUAUGGCAUAGAGGACUACCCCAACCUUCUCUCGCCACAGCCCUGCACAUCCCCUACCUCUCUCUUCUCCAGGGCCAGGCCCCUGUGGCGGUGUGCCUGAGCAGCCCUUGAUAGCCUGCUGCGUGGCCGUGCAGCUUAGAGGGAACUUAGCUCCCCACCCCUGCCACCUCUUUUGCCUGUCAGUGAAACUGCUCUAGUCCAGCCUUUUCAACCCUACCUCAGCUGGGCCAGGGACUCUGCCUACCCGAGGAAAAGAGCCAAGACACCAGCCUCAACUUUCACCAGCUUCAAUGUUCCCCCACUAGAGCUUUUCACUGGAGAUAAUUCUCUAUGGAAUCUUUUAAAUUAUGGACUAGAGCUGAGUGGGGAACAUUCCCCCUCUCCGACAAAAAUUCUUGUUAAGAUGUUUCUUGUGGGUCAGUUUUGUGAUGUGUUGAAAAUCGGAUUGAUUUUAAAGUGAGCAUGCUACACCACCA
Messenger RNA from Chrysemys picta bellii (western painted turtle), 1515 nucleotides. Its product is annotated as C-type lectin domain family 2 member B-like. Gene Ontology annotation, cellular component: external side of plasma membrane. NCBI's taxonomy places the organism in Eukaryota, Metazoa, Chordata, Testudines, Emydidae. The record is from RefSeq and is a predicted model, not a curated record.